GCGGGCGCAUGCGCAGGGGGGCGCGCCGCCUCUGCCCCGCGGCGAGGGUGUCUAUGGAGAGGCGGCGACCGCGGCUGCUGAAGGAGCGGAGGCUGAGGCCGCGGCGAUGGCGCCCUUCCCUGACGAGGUGGACGUCUUCACCGCGCCGCACUGGCGGAUGAAGCAGCUGGUGGGGCUCUACUGCGACAAGCUUUCUAAAACCAACUUUUCCAACAACAAUGAUUUCCGUGCUCUUCUGCAGUCUUUGUAUGCUACUUUCAAAGAGUUCAAAAUGCAUGAGCAGAUUGAAAAUGAAUACAUUAUUGGCCUACUUCAACAACGCAGCCAGACCAUUUAUAAUGUACAUUCUGACAAUAAACUCUCUGAGAUGCUUAGCCUCUUUGAAAAGGGAUUGAAGAAUGUUAAGAAUGAAUAUGAGCAGUUAAAUUAUGCAAAACAGCUGAAAGAGAGAUUGGAGGCUUUUACAAGGGAUUUUCUUCCACACAUGAAAGAGGAGGAAGAGGUUUUUCAACCCAUGUUAAUGGAAUAUUUUACCUAUGAAGAGCUUAAGGAUAUUAAGAAAAAAGUGAUUGCACAACACUGCUCUCAGAAGGACACUGCAGAACUCCUUAGAGGUCUUAGCCUGUGGAAUCAGGCUGAAGAACGACAGAAGUUUUUCAAAUAUUCUGUGGAUGAAAAAUCAGAUACUGAAGCAGAAGUGGCAGAGCACUCAACAGGUAUAACCCAUCUUCCACCUGAGGUAAUGCUGUCGAUUUUCAGUUACCUUAAUCCUCAAGAAUUAUGCCGGUGCAGUCAAGUCAGCACCAAAUGGUCUCAGCUGGCAAAAACUGGAUCCCUUUGGAAACAUCUUUACCCUGUGCAUUGGGCCAGAGGGGACUGGUACAGUGGUCCUGCUGCUAACCUUGAUACUGAGCCCGAUGAAGAAUGGGUGAGAAGCAGGCGAGAUGAGAGUCGUGCUUUUCAGGAGCGGGAUGAAGAUGCUGAUAUAGACGAAUCUGAAGAGUCUGCAGAGGAGUCGACUGCUAUCAGCAUUGCACAAAUGGAAAAACGCUUACUCCAUGGCUUAAUUCAUAAUGUUCUGCCGUAUGUCGGUACUUCUGUAAAAACUUUAGUGUUGGCAUACAGCUCUGCAGUUUCCAGCAAAAUGGUUAGGCAGAUUUUAGAGCUUUGCCCUAACUUGGAGCAUCUGGAUCUUACUCAGACUGACAUUUCCGAUUCUGCAUUUGACAGUUGGUCUUGGCUUGGUUGCUGCCAAAGUCUUCGGCAUCUGGAUCUGUCGGGAUGUGAGAAGAUCACAGAUGUGGCUCUAGAGAAGAUUUCUAGAGCUCUUGGGAUUCUAGCAUCUCAUCAGAAUGAUUUCCUGAAAACUACUCCAAGCAGAAUUACUGCAGCUAAAUGGAAAGACAAAGACAUUACUAUGCAGUCUACCAGGCAGUAUUCCUGUUUGCGCGAUUUAACUCAAAAAGGCAUUGCAGAAGAAAUAGACAGUGAGCACACCUGGACUAAGCCUGUUUCUUCUGAAGGUUUUACUUCUCCGUAUGUGUGGAUGUUAGAUGCUGAAGAUUUGGCUGAUAUUGAAGAUGCAGUGGAAUGGAGACACAGAAACGUUGAAAGUCUCUGUGUAAUGGAAACAGCAUCCAACUUCAGUUGUUCCUCGUCUGGUUGUUACAGUAAGGAUAUUGUUGGACUAAGGACUAGUGUCUGCUGGCAGCCACAUUGCGCUUCUCCGGCCUUUGCUUAUUGUGGCCAUUCAUUCUGUUGCACAGGAACAGCUCUAAGAACUAUGUCAGCACUCCCAGAGUCUUCUGCAAUGUGUAGGAAAGCGUUAAGGACUACAUUGCCUAGGAGGAAAGACUUACUUGAGUUUGGGAGUGAAAAAUCUGAUCAAGAGACUGGACGUGUACUUUUGUUUCUCAGUCUGUCUGGCUGUUACCAGAUUACAGACCACGGUCUCAGGGUUCUGACUCUGGGAGGAGGGCUGCCUUACUUGGAGCACCUUAAUCUCUCUGGUUGUCUUACUGUAACUGGUGCAGGCCUGCAGGAUUUGGUUUCAGCUUGUCCUUCUCUAAAUGACGAAUACUUCUACUACUGUGACAACAUUAACGGUCCUCAUGCCGAAACCGCCAGCGGAUGCCAGAAUUUGCAGUGUGGUUUUCGAGCCUGCUGCCGAUCUGGCGAAUGACCCUUGACUUCUGAUCUUUGUCUACAUUUAGCUGAGCAGGCUUCCUUUCAUGCACUUUACUUAUAGCACAUUUCUUGUGUUAACAUCCCUUUUUGAGUGUGUCUUGUUUUGGCCUCAUUUCUUACAACCUCAGAAAUCUAAAUACCCAGUGAAUUGUACAGUGUUGUUUAUUAUGCACAAUAUAUUUUUGUUUUAGAAAGGUAUUAGGGUUUUUCAUAAGGGUGAGAACAGUCUUACUAGAUUUCUUUUAAACAAAAUGCUUCAAAAAGAAUGUUACUAGCCAGGCAUGGUGGUGCAUACCUCUAAUCCAGCAUUUGGGAGCCUGAGGCAGUAGAAUUGCUGUGAAUUCAGGUUAGUCUGGCCUCUGUAGUUAGUUCAAGGCCAACCUGAACUACAUAAUGAGACCCUGUCUCAACAAAAAUGUCACUAAUGCAGUGCCAUUGAAAGUAUGGUUUAGAUUAUUUUAAAGUUGGAAAAAAAUUUUCGAGGAUUAUUGGUUCUUUUUAUGUAUAAACACUGUACCCAACUUUGCAGGUCAUUUCAGACAUACAUUUCUGAAGUUUUAUUUUUAAAGACUGCACAUGUUGGAAACUAAUCUCUUUUCCAUAACUUUUUUUUUAUUUGAACAAUUAUAAGGGGCCAAUUCAAGCACACCCACAUAUGAGAUCCUUUGAGAUUAUAGAACGAUUGGCUUUGGAGUGAGCUCAGUGAGCCAGCAGGGCACCAGUUUAUUUAUAUUUGCUUUUGUCCAAAACCCCUGGUUCUACCACUGCCCUAAAUUGUCAGAUUUGAGAGGGAUUUUUAAUAAUUCCACAGUCAUUUGAAGAAAUGUAUAAAUAAAAUCUACUUUGAGGACUUUACCAAGUAA
This is a messenger RNA of Cavia porcellus (domestic guinea pig), 3050 nucleotides long. It is a transcript of the gene Fbxl5, whose product is annotated as F-box and leucine rich repeat protein 5. Gene Ontology annotation, cellular component: SCF ubiquitin ligase complex. The transcript is spliced from 11 exons. NCBI's taxonomy places the organism in Eukaryota, Metazoa, Chordata, Mammalia, Rodentia, Caviidae. Bases 107 to 2182 code for a protein of 691 amino acids. Gene Ontology annotation, molecular function: protein binding. Gene Ontology annotation, biological process: intracellular iron ion homeostasis; SCF-dependent proteasomal ubiquitin-dependent protein catabolic process. The record is from RefSeq and is a predicted model, not a curated record.